GACGUUUAUCAUAACGCUUAUCUAUGUUUGACGUUUUGAUAUGGUUUUAAUUGUUUUGAUACAUUUUGAAUGUGUUGUUAAAAACAAUUAAAAAGGUUGCAGCUAAAAUAGGUAUUGCUCAUCUUUUCUGGGUUCUAGUAAUGAAUUUAGUCAAACACUUCUCAUCAAAUUGAAUAAAAUGCCUUUUACAGUUGAUGCUAUAGCUGCUCAGCAAGUACAAGAACGUUUAAAAGCUUUACAUGGACUAAUUUAUGAGAUAGAAAAGAAAAGACAACAAAGUGAACAUGGACUCAAUGCCAUCACAAAAUUUCAGAACAGUCAAGAUGAUAAAACUUCAUAUCAUUAUCAGCAAAUGAAGUUAAAAGGCUUACUUAAGACGGCAGUUUCUCAUGCAGAACAAGAGGAAGAUGUAAUACGAAAAGCCUUGCAGAAGAUAAUUGAAAUUCGAAAUAUUAAAAAUGAACGCAGAAUUCAGGCGCGACAUGUGGACAAUAAGGAAACCAUUAGACGUGGUGCUUGUAUGAAAAUGUUGGCUAGUUCUGGUCAGACAUUGCCUCUCUUUGUCGGAAAAAUUGGAGAAGAGCCACCACCUUUGUGUGGCGCUAUUCCUGCUGAACCAAAUUACUAUGCUAAAGUGGGGGACAUGGUUGCUGCAUUUGUGAAAGUAGGCGAAGGAGACGGCAAAGAUUGGAUUGUAGCCGAAGUAGUAAGUUUUAAUCACGCUACCAACAAAUACGAAGUUGACGACAUCCUUAAAGAACAAAAUCAAACCAAACGCCACACUUUAAGUAAACGUUUAGUCGUACCACUGCCACUAAUGAGAGCAAAUCCUGAAACGGAUCCUGGUGCCCUGUUCCCCCAAGGAACUGUUGUCAUGGCCCUUUAUCCUCAAACAACCUGCUUCUAUAAAGCAGUAGUAAACAAGGUGCCACAAACGCAUGCAGACGAGUACGAGGUCAUUUUUGAAGACGCAAGUUAUUCAGAGGGUUACAGCCCACCUUACGGGGUUGCACAGCGUUACGUUUUCGCAAUUAAACAAAAAACUAAGCAGACCUGACAGUCAAUUUCUGACAGUAACAUGUCAGACUCUGAGAAUUCAAACACACCUGAAUAAGAUGCAACUACAAU
Agrilus planipennis (emerald ash borer) is the source of this 1128-nucleotide messenger RNA. RefSeq names its product SAGA-associated factor 29-like. The record is from RefSeq and is a predicted model, not a curated record. Lineage: Eukaryota; Metazoa; Arthropoda; Insecta; Coleoptera; Buprestidae. Gene Ontology annotation, cellular component: SAGA complex. The coding region runs from base 179 to 1057 and encodes 292 amino acids. The transcript has 5 exons.